Molecule: messenger RNA, 360 nt
Organism: Rotaria sp. Silwood1
Lineage: Eukaryota; Metazoa; Rotifera; Eurotatoria; Philodinida; Philodinidae
Source: the annotation of a GenBank genome assembly
AUGGUGUUAAUACUUACACGUAUUUAUACAUUAUUACAACGACCAAAUAAAAAUACAAAUUCAUUAAAUAAUGAACAUGUUAAUAAAGAACAAACAAUAAUUGCUAGUUCAUCAAUAAUAUCAUCAUCAGAUAAUAUUCUUAUUGAACUUGUUGAAGAAUUAUAUGCACAUACAAAACAAUCAUCAACAUUAGCAUAUGAAGCAUUACUUUUAUUACCUAAAGUUAAUGAAUGGACUUUAUUAUCAAUGACAAAUAUUGCACAAAGAAAAAUCACUAUGUUUUUAUUGAUGUUAUCACGUUUCAGUGUUCGUUUCGAAGAAUCAGGCAAUCGUUUAUUUCUUAUUGCUGAUCGAAAAUAG